AUGCCUGGAAGGAAUGUUAGGCAAUGUAUUGAUAGAUGGAAACGUAAUAAUUCCCCUAAGAACCCACGUCGUGAGUGGACAACUGAUGAAGAUAAUAUCCUUUUGGAGAAAUAUAACCAAUUUGGUAAAAAUUACGCGACACUGGCUAAAUUUAUUCCUUUCAGGAACGAAUUAUCUGUUAAAAAUAGACUUGAACAAUUGCUUACAACUAACAAGCAGCCUAAAAUCGAAGUGAUCGCUACAAUGCAACCUAAACCCGAAACCUUUGAACCCAAGAAGGUCAAUGAAAGUGAUAUUACAUUAGACCGUAUACUUAAUCAGGUUGGUCUUGAUGCCUUUUCGGAGACAUUCGAUUUAUCCCUUUGGAAUCAAAGUUCGGAUUUGUUCAAGCUCUAG
Messenger RNA from Trichomonas vaginalis G3, 396 nucleotides. RefSeq names its product RNA polymerase II transcription regulator recruiting protein. The transcript has a single exon. The record is from RefSeq and is a predicted model, not a curated record. Bases 1 to 396 code for a protein of 131 amino acids. Gene Ontology annotation, cellular component: nucleus. Gene Ontology annotation, biological process: regulation of DNA-templated transcription. Gene Ontology annotation, molecular function: DNA-binding transcription factor activity, RNA polymerase II-specific; RNA polymerase II cis-regulatory region sequence-specific DNA binding. NCBI's taxonomy places the organism in Eukaryota, Parabasalia, Trichomonadida, Trichomonadidae.